Molecule: messenger RNA, 5553 nt
Organism: Trichoderma breve
Lineage: Eukaryota; Fungi; Ascomycota; Sordariomycetes; Hypocreales; Hypocreaceae
Product: acyl transferase domain-containing protein
Exons: 10
Coding region: 1-5553 (1850 amino acids)
Biological process (GO): fatty acid biosynthetic process; secondary metabolite biosynthetic process
Molecular function (GO): fatty acid synthase activity; phosphopantetheine binding
Source: RefSeq, a predicted model, not a curated record
AUGAAGUGCAAGCCCUUCUUUAUCCAUGCCGAACUUACCGAAGAAAGUCUCUCCAGUGAGGCAACCUCAAUCGUUUUGUUCUUCAUUUCGCAGUUUGGAGGCCUCAUUGUGCGGGCUGAACAAGAUCCAUCGUUACUUUCAACAAGUCAUACAUCUUCCGUAUACAUCAUUGGACUAUCUUUUGGUCUCCUUCCUGCCACUGCAGCAGCUACAGCUAGAGAUGUUGGCGAGCUUUUAGCCAUAGGGAAAUCACUAGUUGCUGUAACCUUUCGACUGGGCUUGCAACAAACGAGAAAGGCAUUAGAAAUUGAGAGUACACCAGGAUCAUGGGCCACGGAAGUUACCAAUAUUGCACCAGGGGAGGUAGAAGCUAUUCUUAGCGCUUUCAACAAUGACAUGGCUGUCCCAAAACACCGGCGCAUGUACAUUAGGACAAUAACUAAUCGGGGAGUCGUAAUCUCCGGCCCACCGUCGGUCUUCUCUGAACUGUAUUCCUACUCACCGAUAUUGGCAUCGAUUUCUAAGACACAGUUACCACUGAAAGGCCUCGCUCAUGCGCCUCACAUCCCGCCACUCGAUAUUGAUGGAAUCCUUGGUACCUCACCAGUAUUUCAGUUUCCUGUCCGAGAAAAAGUACAUGUCUUAUCGACUAGUUCUUCUCGGCCAUUCGAGGGGCAAGAUCUCGGUAGUAUACUCGCUGAGGCGUUGGUUGAUAUCACUCAGCGGAUGCAAAAUCUGACUGGAGUAUCUAAUUACUGCGUCUCGGAGUUUCAAAGUGACAAGACUGUUGAACUCGUCACAAUUGGUCCUCAAAGCCAAGCUGCUAUUCAGUCAAACAUGGAAAGACUUCGAGAUGGAUCUGAUCUGGUGGCUGUCGUUGGCAUGUCAUCACGCCUACCAGGAAGCGAAGACAUAGACAGUUUCUGGGAAAAUCUUCAGGCGGGCCGUCAAUUCGAAUCGGAGAUUCCAGCAAGUAGAUUCGAUCUUGAAACCCACUACGAUGCAACAGGAGCUAGGAAAAACACAACGACCAGCUGCUAUGGCUGCUUUCUGAACAACCCGGGAUUUUUUGACAACCGACUGUUUAGCAUUUCUCCCCGUGAAGCUCAGCAGAUGGAUCCGGCCCACCGUAUCCUCCUCAUGUGUGGUGGAUCGAUCCUUACAGCACCUGAUCUGUUUGCAGGACUGAGUAGGGCCGGGUUCCUCUCCAAAACUCCUGGAGGAUGCAAAACAUUUAGAGAAGAUGCCGACGGCUAUUGUCGUGCCGAUGGCGUGGGGUUGGUGGUUUUGAAGCGCCUUGAAGACGCUGUUUCGGACAACGACAAUAUCCUGGCGGUGCUAAGAAGAGGCACCAGAAAUUCUUCCUGGAAUUCGAUUUCUAUAACUCACCCAAGCGCUGAUGCCCAACUCAGCGUGGUCCGGGAGGUGCUCCGGAAUGCUGGCGUGGAGCCAAAAGAAAUUGGCUUCGUCGAGAUGCACGGCAUAGGCACUCAAGCUGGCGAUGCAAUUGAGAUGGAGGCUGUCAGCAGAGUCUUUGGAAAUGAUCGCACAAAGGAAAAUCCUCUAUAUGUCGGCUCUGUUAAGCCCAGCGUUGGGCAUGGAGAGGCUGCCUCGGGAGUUACUUCGCUUAUCAAGGCCAUUGAGAUGCUGCGCAACAACACAAUUCCUCCUCAACCAGGUUUUUCGGGACCACGGAACAAAAAGUUUGCUUACAUAGAUGAGCUGAACAUUCGUGUUCCCGAGACGAAUUUGCUGUUUCAAUUUAGUCCUUUUAGUCGCGAUGGAAAGAGGCGAAUCUUGAUCAGCAAUUUUGAUGCUACUGGUGGCAACAAUGCCAUGCUCCUCGAAGAUGCACCUGUUCGGCCACAGAAGACUGGCAUAGAUCCAAGAAGUCAUCAAGUAAUUGCCAUAUCCGCGAAAACUACGUAUUCUCUUAAGAAGAAUAUGGAGAAGCUCCUGGACUACCUGGAGCGCCAUCAAGAUAUCAGGCUCUCUGAUCUUGCGUAUACUACGACAGCCAGGCGUAUCCACGAGGACUUGCGGAGGAGCUAUGCGGUGGAAAAUGUUGACCAGCUUCGCCAGUUGCUGGAAACAGAUUUGCGAAAAGAUGGUGACCGCAAUAUUUCGCCUGUCAAACGUUCCUCAAUAGUCUUCACUUUUACAGGUCAAGGCUCACAAUACGGGGGGAUGGGGAAGCAGCUCUUUGCUACUUCUCCUAGAUUUCGCCGAACUGUGGAAUCAUUACAUGAGAUAUGUAAACGGCAUGGAUUCCCUUCAUUGAUUGACCUCAUUGCCUCUGGAGAAGCUAGUAUUGAGAGGUACAGCUCGGUUCAAACACAACUGGCCAUCAUUGUUCUGGAAAUAGCAUUAGCUGAUCUAUGGAAGUCAUGGGAUAUUGAACCAGACCUCGUUAUUGGCUACAGCCUGGGUGAAUACGCAGCAUUAUAUGUAGCUGGCGUGCUUUCUAUUCACGAUGUAUUAUAUCUCGUGGGAAGGCGGGCAAUGCUAACCCAAGAGAAGUGCUCUUCAGGUACUCACGCCAUGUUAGCAAUUCAAGCAUCACAACAAAAUGUCGAAGAGAAGAUAUUCUCAUAUCCCUCUUGCGAGAUCUCCCGCAAAGGCGCGCCCAAAUCGACCGUCAUUAGUGGAUCGGUUGAUGAUAUCGUCAGUCUUCAGAGCCAGCUGAAGACAGAGGGCUACUCAUGCACAUUGCUUGAUGUUCCUUACAGCUUUCAUAGUUCUCAAGUGGAUCCUAUUCUGGAUGACUUCAGAAACAUUGCUGAGAAAGUCAAUUUCGGCAAGCCGCGUAUACCUGUGGCAUCGACGUUGGUAGGCGCUGUCGUGAGGGAUGAAGGCGUCUUUUCACCAUCUUAUCUGGCAAACCAAGCUCGCAAGCCGGUUGACUUUAUAGGAGCACUAGAGGCUUGCCGGAAUGAGAAUUUAGUUGAUGAUGACAGUGUAUGGAUCGAAAUUGGACCUAAGCCGGUACUUAGCUCGCUUGUUGGUAAUGCUCUCAACGUUCCGAGACGCAAGCUCCUACAUACAACUAAUAAUAAAGAGGAGGAUUGGAAGGCUAUCUCGAAGUCGAUGGCGUCUGCCUAUCUAGAGGCCUUGCCUAUCAACUGGACUAAUUUCCACCGAGAAUACGUCCAGUUCCUCAGUCUACUCGAGCUGCCGUCGUAUGCUUUCGACUUGAAGAACUAUUGGAUUACCACAAAGAAGGCUUCGCAGGUUGAAGUUCAGACAUUAGCCGGGACACAAUCCACCCCAUCUGUACCCGGGUUUCCCACUACAACUCUCCAACGCGUUCAAGAGGAGUCGUUUGACGAGCUCAAGGCAGUGGUGACCUUCGAAUCCAUGAUGUGCGAGCCGACGUUUUUAUCUGUUGCGCAGAGACACAUAAUAAAUGGGGUACCUCUCUUUCCUGGUAGUACAUUUGUGGAUAUGGCGUUUUCGGCGGCAAAAUAUAUAUAUCAGAGGACAGAAUCUGGGAACGCGGUUCCAGCAAUGUCUCUCGCUAACCUGACCAUGAUGCAUCCUCUGAUACCUGAUCUCGAUAAGAAGCUGGACCAAGUCGUUAUAACGAGAGCAGAGAGAAAGAGUGGAAGCUUAGUGGUCACAAUCAGCUUUGGUUCUCGCAAAGGGAGGAUCACAGAAGAUUGUGCGAGCUGUCAAGUUCAUUUUGGAGAUGAAAUGGACUGGAAGAAUGACUGGGCUUGCAAUGAAUACUUUAUCAACGCUGCUAAGGAUAAUAUCGUUCGAUGUGCGAAAGCUGGCUCUGGACAUUGCCUCCACCAGAAAAUAGUGUACAAACUCUUUGCCAACCUCGCGCAUUAUGAUGCGUCAUUUAAGGCUAUGGAGGAGGUAUUUGUGGAAGAAGAUUUCACCAGUAAUGCCGUUGCAUGGGUGAAGCUGCCUCCGACGGACACGCAUAACUUCACGUUUAGCCCUUAUUGGGCCGAUUCUCUCAUUCAUGUUUCCGGGUUUUUGUUAAAUGGAAAACCGGAUGACGAUGGAGACGACGUCUGGAUUAUUACCAAAUUAGGAACCUUUCGUAUGUUGAGCACCCUGCAGUCUGGGACGCAGUAUCAGAGUUAUGCGCAUAUACAAAAGGCGACUGAUGAUGGUGCUGCACAUUGCGAUGUCUACGUCUUUGCAGGGGACAAAAUCGUCGGUUCUAGUACUGGAAUGAUAUUCCAGAGAGUGGCUCGACGGCUUCUUGAUGUUGUGCUCGGGAAAAGCUCAGCGCCGAUCAGGAAUACCAUCACGUCCAAACCAAUACAUACCGCCGCCCGAGCCAUCCAACCAGGAUUUGAGGAUUUCCAGACAAAUGUCAUCGCAGUUAUCCUUGCCAGUACAGGGGUUGAUCCAGCUGAUGUUGAACCUUCGACUCAAAUCGCUGAUUUGGGCCUUGAUUCAAUCUUGUCAAUUGAAGUGAUUGGCGAGAUCAAGAAGAAACUCGGAAUUGACCCUGCUGAUGUUGAGCCAUUCACGCGUAUUAGCGAUAUGGGCCUUGACUCUAUCUUGACCAUUGAAGUCAUUGGCAAACUCAGAAAUAAAACGGGUGUAGAACUUCCGACCUCUUUCUUCAAUCAACACCCAACAGUUGCAGAUGUUAAGAAGGCACUUGGUCAUGCCGGCCAACCGAACGCAAAUGAACCCUCUGAGAUUAGCCCCUUGACGUCCAUUUCUAACUACUUUAGCAAUGUUAUCUUGGUCCAAGGCAGCGCAACUUCAAACAAAAUUCCGCUCUUCCUGAUAGCCGAUGGUGGUGGAUCAGCGACGUCGUACAUGAGCCUUUCGCCUUUAUUCCCAGGCAAUAAUCCAGUAUACGGGUCUGAAUCACCGUUUCUUGACAAUCCGGAAGACUAUGUCUACACGAUAGAAGAAGUCUCUGACCUUUAUGCUGCUGCCAUCCGCAGAAUACAGCCACAUGGACCUUAUCUCUUAGGCGGGUGGUCUCUUGGAGCUCUUGUUGCCUUUGAGGUUAGCAAACGGUUCUUGAGCGAUGGAGAGGUCGUCCAAGGCCUUUUUGUUCUUGACUUCAAGUUUCCUGUAUCCGAUGAGAAUCGCAUUAUGCCAACGAUGGAGACAGUGGAGAUGAUUGGUAUGGCAAAUGGUGUCAAUGUUCUUGGUAAGGGCAAUUGGGCACCUGCUACUUACAAGGCCAAAUUACACUCUCUUCAAUCGCUCAGAGCAACAGCCAAGUAUAAAAUGCAGCCGAUGAAUCCAGGAAGUUCACCGUUGAAUACCUACGUAGCCUGGGCUGGCCUGGGUCUCGAGACGUUGCUUGGUGAAAUACCGGCUGGCAUUCAAGAGAUCCUCAAGGCGCACUCGGAUCCGAACGCAAACUUCCGAGCAGAUGCUAUGUUGUUAUGGCUCUUUGGGGAGCGUCAGAAGCAUGAAGGACCGGAUGGAUGGGACGAAGAGACUCGAGGCCCAGUUUACUGCUCGUCGUUGCCUUGCGACCACUUCACUAUGGUUAACAAGCCUUUUGCCGAACAUACCGGGAAGCACCUACGAGAGCUGCUUACUCGGUGUCUAGCUAGUUAG